Podarcis muralis (Common wall lizard) is the source of this 2364-nucleotide messenger RNA. Lineage: Eukaryota; Metazoa; Chordata; Lepidosauria; Squamata; Lacertidae. The record is from RefSeq and is a predicted model, not a curated record.
ACGUUUAAAUGAUGAAUAAAAGCAGUUUAAAGCAACUUGCAUUAAAAUGAACAGUUGACAAAAGAGAGAGACUAAGGCACACUGGCAAUAGCCUUGCCUCCACCAAAAUGUGCUUUCGGUAUAGUGUUUAAGCAAGUUGAUAAAGCCAUAAUCACAACAAAGUUGGCAAACCGAGCAAUCUGCUUGCUCUAAGCAAAUCAAAGUACUUGCAAUCCCCUGCUUAAAAUCCCAGCCCUCUGUGCCUCACUGCAGUUUAGUUGGAACUUAAAUGCUGGCACCAUGGUGACAGAACAGCAGGGGUGGGGAGAGACAGGUGAGCCGCAAAGGGACAGCUGGGGUGGCUCCUUUGCCACCAUUGUGCUUCCCCCCCAAUGCUGCUGUUUUGGACUUAGCAAAAUAGUAGGCUGAGGAGGAGGAAAUCAGUGGCAGAGUGGGAUGUUUUUUGGGCGGCUGUCCCAGGCUGUCCCUCUGUGGCCUGUCUAAGCCACAGUUUGGCCAAACUUUUGGCAUGUACAUAUUUGUCAGCUCUGGACUGGACUGAUGUGAGGCAGCAGUCAAAGGAAGAUGCCCAAACUUGAGGGCUUUGAGUUCUGGAGAAACACACUGAAAGGUGCCCGUUUUGUGGUUGCUCCCAUGGUGGAUCAGAGUGAACUGGCUUGGAGACUGUUAAGUCGCCGCCAUGGAGCCCAGCUGUGUUAUACCCCUAUGCUGCAUGCUCAGGUCUUUGUCAGAGAUGCCAAUUACCGUAAAGAAAACUUGUAUUGUGAUGUGUGCCCUGAAGAUAGACCUUUGAUUGUGCAGUUCUGUGCCAAUGACCCAGAAGUGUUUGUCCAGGCUGCCUUGUUGGCUCAAGAUUACUGUGAUGCUAUUGACUUGAAUUUGGGGUGUCCUCAAAUGAUUGCAAAAAGAGGUCACUAUGGAGCAUUCUUGCAGGAGGAAUGGAAGCUUCUUCAGAAGAUGAUUGUGUUGGCUAAUGAGAAGCUCUCUGUUCCCAUCACGUGCAAAAUCCGUGUUUUCCCAGAAAUUGGCAAGACUGUGAAAUAUGCCCAGUUGCUGGAGGAGGCUGGUUGUCAACUGCUGACUGUCCACGGUCGCACAAAAGAACAGAAGGGGCCUCUUGCUGGCGUGGCCUCCUGGGAGCACAUACAGGCCGUGAGAAAGGCUGUAAACAUCCCUGUGUUUGCAAAUGGAAACAUUCAGUACCUCAGUGAUGUGGAACAGUGCAUUCAGAAGACAGGAGUUCAAGGUGUCAUGAGCGCAGAGGGCAAUCUCCAUAACCCAGCUUUGUUUGAAGGAAGAAACCCUGUAGUCUGGGAGAUGGCUGAGGAAUAUCUGGAAAUAGUACAGCAGUAUCCUUGCCCACUGUCCUAUGUCAGGGCUCAUCUCUUCAAGCUCUGGCAUCACACGUUGCAAGUUCACCAGCACCUGCGUGAUGAGCUGGCAAAAGUGAAGACCCUGGAGGGACUUGUGGCUGUCAAUAGAGAGCUGACGUUGCACUGCCAGGAAGAAAUAGCCAGUUUGAAGGAAGACGAGAAGCCAAAAGGAGGAUUGCCUUUCUUCCAUUGGAUUUGUCAGCCAUAUGUCAGACCUGGGCCCAAGGAGGUGUGCAAGGAAAAUGGCACUAGUGGCAUGGAAGGAAGCACCCGGGGUAAACGAGCUUUGGAGGAUGCGGAUGAUGGGAACUCGGACGGUCUCUCAAAGAACAAGCAAAAGAAGAAAUUGAGAAAUCCUAAUAAAAGCUUUGAUCCAUCCUUAAAACCUAAAUAUGCAAAGUGUGAUCAGUGUGGAAACCCAAAGGGUAACAAAUGUGUAUUUAAUCUGUGCCGAGGCUGCUGUAAGAAAAGGGCUUUUAGAGAGACAGCAGAUUGUCCAGGUCAUGGUCUGCUUUUUAAAACCAAAUAUGAGAAGUCCCUUUCAUGGAAGAAUGGCCAGUCCAGUCUGGAGAAUAUUGAAGUGACAGCACAGAAAGGAGAGGUGGAGGAGACUAUAUUGCUCCAAGAAGCUAUUGAUGGUGUGGCGUGAGGCAUGGAGACUCCUCCUGGUUGUGCUUCCCAGCCUCUUGUCUCCUCGGGCCAAAGAAAUAAUCUGCUUCCAGACCACAACGGUUGACUCCACAGACCUGUUCUUAAACGACAGACAAGUCUUACCUAAAGAAAAAUGUCUUUCUCAGGGAAAUAUCCUGUAAUGGAAAUAAAAGGAUGCAACGAAAGCUUUUCAUCCUGUGUUCGAAAGACUUCAAAGACUGAGCCAGAAGGGCUGGCCUUAAAAUGCUGCAUUGGAGACACCUCUACAGAUUUGACCUGCCUGUUUUUAAACUGUGUGUGGUUUUAAAAUUGGCAAAUAAAACUUUUAUAUCAGAACGUA